UGUUAAUGUGAUGCCCUACAAGCUCUUCAAAAAGUUAGAAGUAUAGUGAACUUAAGAUCUCUAGGCUUAGCAUCACAUCAGCCGACCGUUCGGUCAUUAGCUCGAGAGGUAUAGUGGAGGACAUGAUGGUGAGAGUGGGCAAGUUUUUCUAUCCGACCGAUUUCGUGAUUCUCGUCAUAAGUGAGGACUCGAAUAUGCCCCUCAUCCUCGGUCGUCCCUUUCUUGCAACCGCCAACGCAUUGAUAGACGUUAAUGAGGGGACCCUAAUUUUGAGGGAUGGUAAGGAGAGAAUCAAGCUUGAAAUUGAUCAUAGGGUUAGGAGUGAUGAAGUGAAGGGAGUAGUUUCAAAUGAUGUGAAUGAGAGUGGAGGAGAGCCUCUCAAGGCAAACCCCACCGUUACUUGUGUUGGCUUUGAUGGUGUUGAGCAGGAAGUUAAGAAGGGUCCUAAGAUGGGAGGCUACAAGCCUCGCCCCGAGAGUGUGGUGGAUCCGCUCACGAUGUCAUCAUGUUUGAAGUCGUGAUCGAUCCCCAACCGUCAAGCUAAUGACGAUAAACAAGCGCUUGUUGGGAGGCAACCCAACAGAGGUUUGUUUUCUUUUCCAUAGUUUUCGUUAUAGUGUCUUGUGAAGAGUUCGAGUGGUGAAGUGCUGUCCUCGUGUCGGGUGUUGUGUUUUUUCAGUUUAUGGUUGUGUUGGGAUCGAUUAGGAGGCACGGAGGAAUAGGUUGAGUCAGAAUUUUAGUAGAGGUGCCCUAUUUUCACUAUAGUUCACGGUCUUGUAAGACUGUGAACAUGCGAACGCGUCCAUGAACUGGGUACUGAUGCAUAUUCACCACCUGUCAACCACUCCGUGUUCACGGAUGCGUUUGAGAGUUCACUGUCUCUACGACCGUGAACUGGGCAACGUGUCCGUGAACUCUUAGCCCUGCCUAUAAAAGGGGUGUGAAUGG
Molecule: messenger RNA, 948 nt
Organism: Linum trigynum
Lineage: Eukaryota; Viridiplantae; Streptophyta; Magnoliopsida; Malpighiales; Linaceae
Source: the annotation of a GenBank genome assembly